GCAGUGUCGGUAGCGGGCGCCAUCGCGUGGCGUUUGUCGACAACUCAAAGGCGAGCCCGAGCUACCCCGAGCCAACAGACAGGCAUCUGGAGGAGGAAUUGGAGCCGUUGGAGCACAGUGGGCGGGAGCUGCUGAGCAGACGACGGCAUCGACGGGACGCCAGAAUCGCGCUCAAACUACAACUGCUACAACAACGUUUGGUUGGGCCGGUUGGGCGACAGUGGCAUAUCAACAUGACUCACCGUCUUGUCAACGGGCCCUCGACGAAGCGGCAAUUUUCAGAAACAGGCCUCUCGUCGGAUAGCGUUGGCGAGCUCCCAGGGCCUCAAGAGACGCCACCUAUGGGUGGACCUCCUGCUCCACCCCAGCAGAAAGGGCCAGGCCACCCGUCGCCCAAGGCAGGGGUAGCUCCUCUUCUUGGUGCAGUGACACCCUCGAUGACCGACCCAGAGAAGUGCAAUAAGCUGAUUCAGCAGCAGCUCGUGCUCUUACUCCAUGCACACAAGUGUCAGCGGCAGGAAUCGCAGGCAACCAGUGGAGAGGUGCACCAGUGCCCCCUUCCUCACUGUCAGACGAUGAAGAAUGUGCUGAACCACAUGACCAACUGCCAGGCGGGCAAGGCGUGUCCGCUGCCCCACUGUGCCUCCUCUCGGCAGGUCAUCUCGCACUGGGAAAACUGCACCCGCAAUGACUACCCGGUCUGUCUACCGCUCAAGCAGGCCUCGGACAGGCGGCAGCAGCAAGCCGACUCGAGCAACCUCUGCGCCAUGGAGAACAAGCUUCCAGAUGAGCUGAUGGUCUCCGGUGGAGGCCCCUCGCUCGGCGACAUGGGCCCGCCCUUGCAGAACGUGCAGCAACUGCAGAAUCACGGUCAGCAGAGUCCCCUGGAUUUUUCCCUGGGUCAGCGGCAGCAGGGCCAGCCCCCAAGGCCUCAAGGGGCGCCCCCUGGGGGCGGACCUCCCGCCCUGCCCCAGCUGCAAGGGCCAGGCCACCUGUUGCCCGGGGCAGGGGUAGCUCCUCCCCUCAGCGCAGCGGUGGCAGCUUCGACGCCCGACCCAGAGAAGCGAAAGCUGAUUCAGCAGCAGCUCGUGCUCUUGCUCCACGCGGACAAGUGUCAGCGGCGGGAGUUGCUGGCGGCCAAUGGAGAGGUACGCCAGUGCUCGCUUCCUUACUGCCGGACGAUGAAGAAUGUGCUGAACCACAUGACCAACUGCCAGGCGGGCGAGACGUGCCCAGUGCCUUACUGCUCCUCCUCUCGGCGGAUCAUCUCGCACUGGAGGAGCUGCACCCACUACGACUGCCCGGUCUGUCUACCGCUGACGCAGGCCUUCUACAGGCGGCAUGCACGCCCUCGGACACGUUGCAAUACCUUUUCGGACGAAGAAUAAAAACUGUUGUCUUGGUCGAAGGCACUGUGUUAAAUUCAUGA
Messenger RNA from Ixodes scapularis (black-legged tick), 1429 nucleotides. Its product is annotated as histone acetyltransferase p300. Gene Ontology annotation, biological process: positive regulation of transcription by RNA polymerase II. Gene Ontology annotation, molecular function: histone acetyltransferase activity; chromatin DNA binding; transcription coactivator activity. The record is from RefSeq and is a predicted model, not a curated record. The coding region runs from base 234 to 1388 and encodes 384 amino acids. Lineage: Eukaryota; Metazoa; Arthropoda; Arachnida; Ixodida; Ixodidae. Gene Ontology annotation, cellular component: transcription regulator complex; histone acetyltransferase complex. The transcript is spliced from 6 exons.